AUCUGCAUGGGGUUAACCGGUUAUCAUAGUAAAGAUCAUUACACAUAGAAACAUGUUUCACAUACGUAGUUUUUGUUCUAUCAACAUACAAACCUUUACCAUUAGGCCAAACAUAAACAAAACAUUAGAAGUGCUGUUGGAUCUGAAGUGUGCAGAGAUCUAAUUCCCCCAUGGCCCAGAGGGCUGGAGCUGCAACCAUGAUGCAGAGUCGAUUGAAUACAGCAUUUCACUGUCCUCAACCACUAACGCCUACAGUGAGUAUCGUGGGGUCGGCUGGACGCAGAGCAGAUGGUAAAAAAAUGACAAAAAAAUUGUUUGACAAAAUGGUAGAGAAAGCGAAGGCAGUCAUAAAAGACGAUUUUAAACUUGAACUUCAGCAAAUACAUGUCAUCAGUGGAGGUGCUGCUUGGGCAGAUCAUAUUGCUGUGAUACUGUACUCACUUGAAGAGGUCAACCGUCUCACACUACAUCUACCAGCAAAAUGGGGGGACUCCAAAUUCGUCGAAAAGAAAGUAGCUUCUAAGACUAGCUGGAAGAGUCCUGGUCAGUCAUCAAAUGAGCUCCACAAACAGUUUAGUGACAAAAUAGGGGAGGACAGUUUGGGACACAUCGAAGCUGCCAUAACACUAGGAGCAAAGUGUCACAUCCAUGAUGGAUUCCAGAAAAGAAACACAGAGGUUGCCAAGAGCAGCUAUCUUCUUGCAUUUACCUGGAACGAAGGCAGUGAACCAAAGAAAGGUGGAACUGUGGACACUUGGAAAAAAUGUCAAGGCGUAAAGAGACAUAUAUGUUUAAACUCGCUGUGUGUGGACCAACAAGAUGCUGACAAACAUAUUCUACAGAGGAAAAGAAGCUAUGGAAGUGAGUCUGAUGACAUUGAGUGCGAUGGGCCCAAACGACCGAGGGUGGAGAAAUGAUAACUAUCAUAAAUUAUUAAUUUUGUGUACACAUAAUUAAUCACUCAGAAUAAUAAUUAUUACAAACGUCAGCAAAAUAUUCUACUCUGUGUUCAAGUUUAA
Molecule: messenger RNA, 1019 nt
Organism: Halichondria panicea
Lineage: Eukaryota; Metazoa; Porifera; Demospongiae; Suberitida; Halichondriidae
Exons: 3
Coding region: 171-917 (248 amino acids)
Source: RefSeq, a predicted model, not a curated record